Molecule: messenger RNA, 858 nt
Organism: Cryptomeria japonica (Japanese cedar)
Lineage: Eukaryota; Viridiplantae; Streptophyta; Pinopsida; Cupressales; Cupressaceae
Product: G-type lectin S-receptor-like serine/threonine-protein kinase At2g19130
Exons: 2
Coding region: 1-858 (285 amino acids)
Biological process (GO): protein phosphorylation
Molecular function (GO): ATP binding; protein kinase activity
Source: RefSeq, a predicted model, not a curated record
AUGGGGAAAGGAGCAUUUGGCUCUGUCUUCAGAGGAGCUCUCCCAGACAAUACCCUUGUAGCAGUUAAAAAAUUAGAGGGGUCUACACAGGUAGAAAAGCAGUUUCGUGCAGAAAUAAGCACAAUCGGAAACAUACAGCAUGUCAAUUUGGUUCGGCUUUGCGGGUUUUGCACAGAAGGAUCACAAAGGCUACUGGUUUACGAGUACAUGUCCAACGGAUCUCUCAAUUCCUUUCUAUUCGCUGGAUCACAAAAGCUGUUGGACUGGAAGACACGAUUCGAGAUUGCUUUGGGCACUGCACGAGCUUUAGUUUAUCUCCACGAAGAAUGCAGAGAUCAAAUCAUCCACUCUGAUAUAAAGCCCGAGAACAUUUUGCUUGAUAGUGAUUUCAACGCCAAGGUGGCUGAUUUUGGGCUGGCAAAGUUGGUGGGAAGAGAUUUCAGCAGGGUUUUGACAAGCAUGAGAGGAACUCGAGGUUACAUCGCUCCCGAGUGGAUCGACGGCUUAGUAAUUACUUCCAAGGCAGACAUGUAUAGCUUCGGCAUGAUGCUACUGGAGAUGAUAUCAGGUCGAAGAAAUGUGGACAUGAGCGUGAAGGAACACACUAAGCAAUACUUUCCCAUAUGGGCUGCAACUCAAAUUCUAAACGGAAACAUGAUGAGCGUUGUGGACGAAAGAAUUGCGAUACAUGCGGAUGUUGAGGAGGUGAGAAGAGAUACUCUUGCAAGCCUGGUAUGCAUUUUAAAGGAUGAGAAUGAGAGGCCAAGCAUGGCUCAAGUUAUCCUGAUGCUACAAGGAAAGAUGAAUCCUGAUACACAACAGGUCAUGAGAUCUUUACAGUAUCUAGUUGAAUAUUAG